AUGGCAGCAGCUGAAGCAGCUGUCAAAGAGAAGAUUGUGAAACUGGCUGAAGAGACCUUCUGUGGCUCUGGGGAUAUCGAAGCACAAGAUGCCAAGUCGUUUCACCAAUACUUUUUGCAGACUUACCCACCUGGCUCUGCAGAGCGCUCCAAGCUGCUUUCUGACCUUCACGGCUUGGAAAACCGUCUCAAGGCCUUGACAGGCUGGGUUCCGCCAGCUGCAGUUGACACAGUGCUUCCUUUCAAGGCUGGCCAGAUCCAAAGUUUUGUGGUUGCCCCUUGGCAGCUUGGGCUUGCAGCUGAGGAUUCAGUCAAGGGCCCGUCCAAGAUCGUGUACAUCUUGGAUACUGUGUCAAAUUUCUUGGCCAGCCCAUAUCGUUCUGAAAGGGAACCGCUUGACUUGCUGUUUUCUCCAGGGGCCCGCCCUGGUGAACCUGUGGUUGAUUGGUCCAUGGUUCAUGCGAUUGGAAUGGGAAAAAGUAGCGCAUGCCGAAUCAUUUUGGAAUGCACCCUGCGGCUUGGCCUCAGUGAUCUUGAGCUUGUGGCAAUUUCAGAUGUCUUGAAAGCCUUGCUGCGGAUGAAGGCCACUUAUGAACCAUCUGCCACAGAGGAGCAGCAGUUCAUGCGAAGCUUGGGUUUCAAAAGUCAAAUGGCUGAGCGAUCCCGACCAGACCCUCUGAUGGUAGCUUGCAAAUGGUCAGACCUGCUGCGUGGUCAGGGUUUGAAUUUUGCUGCUGUCAUUGACCAACGCAUUCAGGCAUACAACAAAGGGCGCACAGAAGCUGUAGCAAUUUCACAACAAGAAAAGGCGUUCAUCAAGCUGUAUGUCCACCAAGCCCCGGAGUUCACUGAGCUUCUGGAGUACCAUUGGCAAAAUUUCAAGGUUGCUGAAUCCGCAGUCCCUUUGAAAAUUUGGGCAAAUCCAGACCUCUCACCAGACACAAAGCAGAUUCGUUCUGGUGGCAAAGCCUUGUGGACAAACAUCUUGAAGUGGACCCCAGCUAAGAACUACUACUGGUUGCUUCGGGCGAUUGGAAUUUUCCUGAAGAAUUUGAAAGAAGCCCAGAUGGCAGGCAAGAACGUAUCCUUGAAAAGUAUGGCCAACAGGCUUCGCUCAAACUUCAAAGAUCCAUUGGCCCAUGACCAGGCUUCUCUUUUCGGCCAUUUCCUUCCAGAAUGGAAGUCUCAUGUCACAAACACCCAGUUGGAUGAUCUGAUUGCGCGCUUCAGCAAGGGUUACUUGAACAAGGAACUUGAGGAGAAGCUCAAGCUGAUGGAGCCAGAGCUCAAGGCAACGGAUUUUCGAUUCAUUCAGCAGGUCUCUGGUCAGUGGUCUUCGGUUCUUGGUUCCUCGGUUCUUGGUGAUGGAACACAGGAAGCUGAGCGCGCGAAAGAGCAGGCUGAAUUCAAUUUGUUUCAAUCCAGGCUGGCAAAAGAGGCCGCUAUGUUUUCUGACUACACCCGGCAGCUGCAACUGUUCCAUGCAAGGCAGCAUGAGGAAAAGGUUGCUGCAAACUUGUGCCUGAAGCAAGCCUUGGCUGCUGCAACAGACACUUUCUCAAACCACUGGAUGCCAUGCAGGCGCACCAGUGAAUCUGGGGUUCUGCCCUAUGUCAAUGAAGUCAUGGUCUCCUUUGCAGAAAGUGAGGGGAUUUCCAGCAGCAAAGCCUUACAGCUUCACAUUGCUUGCUUUGACAAGCUGGGCCUCCAUUGGUUUGCAAACGCAAAGCCCACUGUCUCCGUCAUUGCCAAUGCAGUUGGCGCUGCACCUGAGAAUGUGGCAGCCAUAGUGUUUGCCCCAAACGUUGGGAAGCCAGGGGAUGCAUACGACAUGCUGAAGAUUCAAGAAUCAGAGGAUGAACUGGACGCAAUGCUGCGGGAAGACACCUACAACCUUCGAGCCACCCGCGGCUUCAUUUCAUUUUCAGAAGAAUCGGUUGGAUGUGGCAAAUCUAAGAGGCCAGGUGGAACCACUUUUUGGUUUGUGGUUUCCAAGGUCCGGAAUGCAAAAGGCGAGCUCAUCUCCAAAUGGAAUGGUUGCUUCCUCCAGGUGCGAAAGCGUACAGUCGCGGAAUGCCCAGUGUUGCCACGCACAUCAUGGGUGAACCCGUGCUCACCCAUUGCUCGGCCACUUGGUGGCGCCAACAUUUCCAAAGCAGCUCGCUCCAAGCAGUGGGCCACAGGAGAAGGUUUUUGGCGCACUGUCUUGCAGUCAGCUGUGGAAUGGCUGUCUUUGGACAAAUCCUGGGUGAUUUUUGUCGUCGAUCUUCACCCUUAUGACGGCACACUUCAAAAGUGCAUCACGAAUUUCCAUUCCAGUGCAGGCAAACUGCCUGAGUUUGCUUCCAUUGCUCCCAUUUGGGCGAAUUUGGGUUCUAUUGAUGAUGGUGAAGGUGACAAGCCAGACAACCUGCGAAUUGAAGCUUUUUGCCGACAGUCUCUCAAAACCCACAUAGAAGGAGAACUGCGCAGUGGUCGAUUGAAGGUAGCAGGCUUCACCAUGCCAGAAGCCAAUGAGCAGACUGCUGUGAGCCCACCAAUUUACAAUGAGGACUGGCUCGACAAAGUGACAGCCACCUUUCCUACUUUGGGAGAUGAGGUCCAGAAGGCCAUUGGUGAGCACAACAAAGUGCACAACCCCUCUGGUGUUCCAUACAAAGGAGAGAAGAAGAGAACAGCACCCGAAGCCCAGGAGGAGGAAGAGAAAUCAGCUGUGACAUUGGAGCCGGUUGACACCACCAUUGAGAAGUUGUCCCCAGACGCGCAACUCUGCGGACCAGAUGGUCACUAUGAACUUCUGGUGAAAGGUCCCCAUUUGUACUUGCAUGGGCUUGCUGACUGUGUCGUGAGUGCACAGAGCCCCGUGUGCCAUUUUUGGGGCAGAUACCUCUGCGGGUCAACGGACAAGAAAGAUAUCGCCAAGUUUCAAGGCCAAAUGCUUCCAUGGCAAAUGGACAGCAAGGAGUAUGUAGCUUGCUUUGCAGUGGAAGAUGAAAGCAACAAUGUGGACUUGGCAGAUUUUCCCCAGAACCCUCAAAGUUUGAUUGCAUUCUUGCGUCACCUGGAGGAAAAUUCACUUGUGGGUGUCAACAUCGAGGUCCAUGAGGUCAAGUACACACAGAAGCCUGAUGCCUUGCAGCCAGGCCAAGUGACUACAGAGUACAGCAUCAAGCCCACUGAGGAAUGUUAUUUUCUGCCACAGCCAUUGCCAAAAAACACAAAGAUCUUGUUGGAGAAUGCGGCUUCUGUGAUUGCAAAGGGCGAUUUUGAUUGGAACACUGGCCGCCACUCCAAAAAUCAUUUGCAGAUGUACCUCAGCCUUGAGUUCCACACAGCUCGGAACACCAUUUUGCCACGCAGGCCAAAGGUUUUCCUGACAAAGCCAGUGAAGCUCACUAAGGGCCAGAUUGCUCUGGCUGAAGCAAAGGACAUUACCCAAGACCUCGAUGUUGUUGAGCUGUGGUCCGGUGUGGGCAGUAUUGCCGGAGCAGCCCAGGAGAAAUUCUUCAAGGCCGAGACCAUAGAACUCACAGAUGGCCAAGACCUUACCUCCAAGGAGGGGUUCAAGGAGGCUGAGGCCAAGGUUUUGCGACUUGGCAAAGGCAGUCUCUUAUGGAUGGGUUUGCCUUGCAAAAGUUUUGUCUUCCUCAAUGCCAGCAAUUGCAAGCGCAACCCAUACAACCAGUACAAAGGUGAUACUUCGUAUCAACCAGUGAAGGAAGGCAACCUCUUUGCAAAUGAAGCAAAGUAUUUGGGCCAAUUGGCUCUGCAGCGUGGUGUCCAAGUUGUCAUUGAGAAUCCGCCUCAGAGCACCUUGUGGCAAUACCUUCCCACCAGCUUCAUGAAGCAGCUUUCAAGCUCAGCAGUUUGUCACCGAUGCUCAUUUGAAAAGGCUCCUGAUGGAAAACGGCUUUGGAAGCAGUACAAGUUCUACUGCUCUGACCCAUGGAUUGGUGACCUGCAGGUCGGGUGCAAGUGCCAGCAGGGCCACAUUGCCUUGACUUCAAAGAAGGAUGGCAAGGUGACAGGGAAGUUGGAUCUUUUGAGCGAGUCCGCUGCAUAUCCCAUUGCAUUGGGCCAAGCUGUCAUCUCUGCAUGGUCCAGCCAGGAUGUUCAUGAUCCUGUGGGUGAGCCACGAGCCAGCAAGCGCUCGUGGCAGAGCUUGGAUGUAGUGCCCCAAGACAAAGGGCGCGAUUGGAAAACCAUUCCUGUGGAUGAUGAAGUUGCCCAAGCAGUAGUGAAGAAACGCAAAGCUUGCAUCUCAGCUGCUUCAUGGCAAGAGUUGAUGCUGUCAAAGCCAGCUGACAAAGAAUUGAACCAAUAUGAGACCAAUGGCAUGGACAAGAAUCGCAUACAAAGGGUCUUUGCGGAUGGCUGUUCCUGCAAACGAAACUGCAUCAGCACACUCUCUUUUGCAGAUGCUGUUGGUUGGUGCCACGCUUUCCACAUGGCUGACCAAGCAAAGCGACAGAUUUUGCUAUUUGCCUUGUACCACCCCGACAUAGAGUGGGAAGACAAGGAGGCUUUGACAAUUUCUGAGAGACACCAGAAAACUUACUUGGAAGUUUCAGGUGUGCGGGUGUGUGUUGCAGCAUUUUGCCGCUUGCUUGGAGUGAGCAAGAAGACGUUUUACAAAAUGAUUUUUGGGCAACCAGACAUGCGCCGGAAGGAGUCUGGUGCUAAGCCAACUUUCUGUCCUCAACAAGCCAAAGUGGAUGAAUUUCUUCGGGACAUCUAUCAAUCUGCAGCAGUAGUACCUGAAGACGGCGGAAGCUUGGAUGAAGAGGCAGAUGCAACCCAGAAACUCAUGGAUUGGUGCCAGCCAUCAUCCCCUGUGGAAUUCGUCAUCCAAAAUUGCGGGGGGAAGGUGAAUGCAUUGAGGCGGUACUUGCCACAUGGUACACCCACAGACUUGUAUUGGCAAUACUUGGCAUGGCAUGAGGCACGCAUUGCAGACGGCCACCCAACUGAGGUCUUGGGUUCACAGGUCCUGGGUUCUCAGGUUCUUGGUCCUGGGUCGUCGGUUCUUGGUAGAUCUGCUCCAGCAUCCUGGUCAACCUUUUGGCGUGCGUACCAGAGAUGGCAUGACAUUCUGCGACCCCGUGCCAAGUCAGACCACGCACAGUGCCAGACUUGCUUUGACUUGCAAACAGAUUUGUAUGCAAAGCACACAAGUCCUCAAAAGAAAUUGGAGUUGGCAGAUGCAUGGAGGGUCCACUUGCAGCAGCAAUAUUUGGACCGCCAGAUCUAUUGGAAUCUCAGGCAUUGUUCGCGGCAGCCUGGGUCUGACAUACUGACAAUCAUCAUUGACAGCAUGGACAAAAAGAAAACAGUUUGGCCAAAGUGGUCAUUUGACCGCCCCAGCAAAGAAAUCGAGAAAUUGGGUGCACGUCCAAGGGUGGUUGUGACUGCUGCACUGGCCCAUGGUUACGUCACUUCAUGGUUCCUAGCCCCAGAUGAAUUGACCCAUGGAGCUGAUGCAUAUUGCGAAGUGCUUUGCCAAGUGCUUUGCCAAGUCAUUGAGCAGGUCCAUCAGCUUCGUGGCUCUAAGCCUUUACCUCGCCAUCUGGUUCUGCAAGUCGACAACACAGUGGCCCAGGCCAAGAAUGGGUUCGUGGGAGCUUUUUGCGCGUAUGUGGUUGGAAAACAAAUUUUCCAGUCAGUGACCAUGAAUUUUCUCAUGGUUGGACACACACAUGAAGAUAUUGACCAAAUCUUCUCACUCUUGGUCUCCCAAGUCAUCCGGAGGUAUCGAUAUGAGACUGUCCAAGACCUGAAGCAAUGCAUGGAAGCUGUGCUGGCACCCGCAUUUCACGCACGCCAUGAAGAUUUCAAGGUAACAGAAUUAAAUUCUGUGAGGUCUUUUGCUGAGUGGUUGAAGCCCCUUGGGGUCACCCAGCACGGGUGCUGGCAGACUCGCCAUGGCAUUGAGGCGCCCCAUAGUUUUUGCUACAAGCUGUUCAUGGAUUUAACUGGGGAAGAGAAAGCAAAGGCCACCCAUCAUCGCUGGUUUGGCGCAGCAGGUGACAAGGAUGUCAUGUGCUGCAUCAAAACAUAUAUGAGAGACACGCAGUUGCAGCAGCCCCCGCUCUGUGUCCUUCCUGCAGACUGCUUGGACAGUAUCCGGACUUUCUCUCCUGAUCGCCAUGUUGGACCAUCUAUGACUGCUGCUGAAAUUGAACGCUUCAAGUAUUUUGCCAAUGUUAUUGAUGAUCGACGCUACGGCUACCACAGGGCAGCUGCAGGUCUUCGGUCCUUGGUGCAAAGGUGCUCGGUUCUUGGUCCACCAGGCCCUGAAUCUGACCUGGCAACCCCAUGGCUCCUCAAUGUGAAUCCUGACCGGGCACCAUUGGUUUAUCCUGACAAAAACCCCUUCUUCAGCCACUUGCCAGACAGCUCGUGGCACAUGAAGGUACAAGUUCGAAGACAAUAG
This is a messenger RNA of Cladocopium goreaui, 6432 nucleotides long. The record is from the annotation of a GenBank genome assembly. Lineage: Eukaryota; Dinophyceae; Suessiales; Symbiodiniaceae.